GGAUGACCCUCCCAGGCGGCGUCUCCUCAGGUGUGCUGACGCUUCGCCAUGCAUCGACAGCUGAUAAACAAAAUACGAAGUCGAAUGGGUUAUCUCACGACGAGGUGGUCAAGAAUAAUGAUCCGCUUGAAGAUGUGCCACCCCCUGUACUAUCCUGCACGACGAACAAGACGAAAAACUACAACGCGAAGCCUUCUAGUACGCGAAGCUCGUCCAACAAGGACGCCUUUCCCGCACUCUUCCUCAACCGGGGUAGCGCGUUUUUACUGCUGAUUUUGACGGGCUUGCAAAUUGUGGUUCUUUUAUGGGUGUAGGGAAUCCAUCUCCAAAGUCAACAUCUGAAAGAACAAGACUGGAGCUAAGAGGCACCCAAAUGAUCCCUGGGAUGAAUUUCCUAUCCCUCUAACUCUUUUGCACUAUCUGGGCACCAAGUCGACUGUCUUCCGCCUCCUGCGAUCCUCUAGGUGGUUGUUCUUUGGGCAAACGGGAGAGGAUCGCUCAAGAGGACUAUUCAUGAGAAACCCUAUCAGCAUCUUACUUCCAGAACGGGAGAGUACUCGACAAGUAGAGCAGAGUAAACAAGAAGCAGCAAAAGUGUUGGACUCGGAACAGUCGGACACUCGGCAUGCAGUAGUAUCUCCACCACUUCCGGAGCUGGUGCUAGAACUGGCAUUUUUAACGCUGGUUUACUCUACAUGGUUUCUCGUGUCGAAUGGAAUGUGGCUUUCCUACUUUCGAUCAAGGCCAUGGUGGAACUCACUGAGGAAUAGACCUGGCUUCGUCUGUGCAAAUCAUCAAGCGGAAUUGGUAUUUUAGGCCUACCAUCGAUAAAGUUAGGACAAAAAUGAACCACGACCUUGCAGAAAUACACUCUCGUGCUGGCAAGAAAACAAGUGAAAAUUCUUUAAACUUCUGCCAAAAUCUCCCAAUCUUUUUAACUUCUCUUUGACUUUACUAGAUUAUGUGCAGUACUUUGGCGCCGCACCAUCUUUUGGCCGGAUUGCUUCACAUUUACGGGUAUACGACUGGUGAUGUGGACUUCAUUCGGCAUGGCAUUUUGUGGGAGGCCGCUUUCAAUCUACAUGACUACAUCUGCAUCCUUUUCCACUGCUUUCCGUACAACAACUACUUCCGCGCGGAUCAUGCUGUCAGAAAAAUAGGAACUACAAAGGGUGUUGAGGUACCACCUCGCGGAACUUCUUCUACAACGACGACGACAGGAAAUGCACGGAUAAUUACGGCUUAAUACCGUAAUUCAUCUCAAGGGGCAUCUUUGCGCCCCUUUUUAAGGGAAAAGCACGGCAAAGAUUCUUUCCAGGAAGAUGAAUACUGGUAACAAGGUCUAAGAUAAUCGUGUGGGUGACACGGCGAUUUCCUGGCGGUGUAUGGGCGUGUCUUGUCCACCAUUUUGGAGCCUUGUGCUUCGGUCUCUUUGCUAUCCGCAGUGAUCUUCUCUACCGCGAGGACAUGCAACGCAUCUGCAUCGCACCGGAGGCUGCUGCUGGUGUCGCUCUUGCCAUAUUGGCCUUUCAGUACACGUGUGAUUUUCGGACGCACAUUGUGCAUGUUUUCGUUGCGAAUGCUCUGAACACAGUGGUCUUCGGUGUCACUCGGGGUCUCGAGUUUCCUUAUUUCGCUCUUUCGCUUUUUGCGCACUUACUCCGGUCCACGGACUGGAGCCCCUUGAUGUUUGGAAAGGAUUUAGAUUUGUUUUGCAGCACCACGACGAGUCGAGCUGCUUCAUCUGCGUCUUCAGACCAGCAUAUAAUAUUGCACCAGCAGAGUACCUCGACGUCUUCCUCCCAUCUUCCACUGGAGACUACAAGAACAAUCAUGACAGCGCCGUAUCCAAUGGUGUUCACGCUGGGCGCUGGCUUGAGCAUACUCGGGUUUUCGAUUUUUAAUCUUUACGCAGGCUGGAAAUCUACCAAACGGGUACUUAAGAUCAAUACCAUGUUCG
This is a messenger RNA of Amoebophrya sp. A25, 1960 nucleotides long. The record is from the annotation of a GenBank genome assembly. Lineage: Eukaryota; Dinophyceae; Syndiniales; Amoebophryaceae.